AUGCGAAAACCAUGCACAUCCUGGAGACGAUAUUUCUGGGAAGGGCAACAAUUGAACGAUAACGCUGAAAAAACCGUCCCUGAGGAUGCAGACUUUCUUGACAAAGUUCUAAUACGACAUAGGAAAUAUGUUGCUUUCCUGGUGCCGUUCGCUAUAAUGCAGAUGAUAUGGUGGGUGACUGCUUUUCGAUUCGAUUGGUUCACAUUGUACGAAACACGAUGGCAAAUGCCUGUAGUGAUGUUUUUCGGGUCAACCGUUGCAGGAAUGACAUCAGAAGGAGGAGGUGCUGUUGCUUUUCCAGUAAUGACGCUUCUCCUCCAAAUAGAUCCUUCUGUCGCUAGAGAUUUCUCAUUAAUUAUACAAUCUGCAGGUAUGACGUGCGCGAUGUGUGUGGUUUUGAUCAUGCAGAUACAAAUUGAAAAACGUGCCAUUCUUUUCGGGACUUUGGGAUCGGUGCCAGGUUUCGUCAUUGGAUCCGUCUUGGUAUGUGUCUUCAGCUAUAUUCUCGAUUCUUCAUGUAAUUCAUAUUCGUUCAUAUUUCUGCAGCUGGAUGAACAUCUAUCAGCUGCCGAAAAGAAAAUGCUCUUUGUGUCCAUUUGGUCGUCGUUCGCAAUUGCACUAUUUAUUCUGAACGCCCAACACAAUCGACGGACCUAUGACGUCAUUCCGCAGUUCAAUUUCUGGAAAGCAACUGUUCUUUUCUUUACAGGAUUUGUGGGAGGAAUAUUCACAGCAUUCGCCGGUUCAGGAGUGGAUAUAUGCACUUUUUCGAUUAUCACUCUGCUAUUCCGAGUGUCUGAAAAGACAGCCACUCCCACUUCGGUCGUUCUAAUGGGAAUCAACACAAUGGUCGGCGUUUAUUUCCGUGCAGUUUGGGAAGGUGAUGUUCCCGCAUUGGCAUGGGAAUAUGCAGCAGUAAGCGUACCAGUCGCUGUCACUAUGGCUCCAUUAGGGAGUUUUCUCGGAUCGCAUCUGCAUAGACAAGUCUUAGCUGGAUGCAUUUACGUACUUGAAGCAGCAGCACUAAUAGGUUUUCUCCUAACACGACCUUCUACCAUACUCAUUCUGCAAGGAACGAUAAUCAUUUUUAUGUCAUUCGCUUUCUUCACCUCAAUAGCAAAAAUCGGAGAGAAAUUAAUUGAGGACGUCAAUGGAGAAGAGCAGUCUACUGCUGCAAACAACGACAACGAAAUGAAUAAGCAACCGCUGCCAGAAAAUUACGCAAUUAAGAAACGGAUGGAGGUAUGA
Messenger RNA from Necator americanus (New World hookworm), 1248 nucleotides. RefSeq lists its product as uncharacterized. Lineage: Eukaryota; Metazoa; Nematoda; Chromadorea; Rhabditida; Ancylostomatidae. The record is from RefSeq and is a predicted model, not a curated record. The transcript is spliced from 10 exons. The coding region runs from base 1 to 1248 and encodes 415 amino acids. Gene Ontology annotation, cellular component: membrane.